AUGUCUGACCCGGAGCCCUCGGUGGCAAUCUCAUCUUCGCCCUCUCUCCCGGCCACUGACUCCAAUCCUCUCAAUUACGCCUUUCUCGUGCAUUCACAAAAAACACUCACUCAAAAUCUGCCUCCGCGCGUCGACAACAAAUUACUAGCCCGCCAAAAGCGACGACGAACGAGUCCGGAGGACCACGCCGUGCUGGAAUCGGAAUAUCAGAGGAAUGCCAAACCAGACAAGGCAGCCCGCACCGGGAUCGUGAAUCGCGUCUCGCUCGGCGAGAAAGAGGUCCAGAUUUGGUUCCAAAACCGCCGCCAAAACGAUCGCCGCAAAUCCAAACCCCUCCAACCACACGAAUUACUGGCCCCGCGGUCGGGCUUACUGGAUUCCUCUGGCCAGCCUUUGAGUGAUGAUAACGCGUCGGCGGAGCCGGGGUCUUCAAGUGGGGCAGAGCAAUUUGACAACGAACAUCGCGAGGAAAUGGCGCCCAAAUCGUGGCACGGAGGACUGCUGAAUUUCUCCGAUGAUUCGGACCCGAUAACGGGCGACAGAGAUGAGAAUGAACAGGAGCAUGAGCAGGAACCUGAGUUGCCUCCAAGCACGCAAACAAGCGUGGCCACGGAGGUCAUGGACGACACUCCCCAGGCCACACAAGAAGAGUUUUCCCACGUGAAUCAAUCUUCAGAUUCCCUCCUGCCGGUGCCCAGCAGGAAACGAUCUUUGUCGGAUAUGAGAGGCGAGAGAGAAAAUGAGCAGACAAACACACAAAUCACACCAGCCACACCGACCAAAUCCCCACCAUCUUUGAGAUUGUCAAUGUCCUUCGAUGGAGAAGCUCUCGUACGCAAAGAAGGGGAACUGACUCCAUCACCGCCCAAGGGCCGCAACUCACUGCGCAUCGCGAUGUCAUCAGAUGGCAAGGCAGUCAUCCGAGGCGAAAACGAACCAUCUCCAUCCAAAAACCGAGUCGCGAUGUUCUCAGUGCGCCGAACAAAAAUGUCCAGCCUGCGACGGAGCAGCAGUGCCGUGUUCCCAGCUACGCCGCGGGCAGGUGUGGCCGACAAAGAUCGGAUCUUCGGUCGCUCUCGCGACCCCCGCAACUGGGAAUCGUUCUGCGACACAGACGCACGAAGCGCCCUAUCAACGCCAAGCAGCGCACCCGUUGCGUCACCGAGUCUCUUCCAUUCACGCAGUCAGCGAUCGCUACCACGCAGUGCAUCCGGGCGAUAUGGCCUUGCAGCCAACCCGGAUCUGACCAAUACGCCGAUUUCGCAAUCCAUGGGUGAGAAACGACGCAAGUUAGCUCGGACCGUUUCAUCUCUUGGGCGGCUGGAGAGUGGUCGCAACCGAGCCAACAUGAACCCUCCUAAAAUCUCCAAACCCGUCUUCUCCAAGUCAGGAAAACCCUACUUGGAGAUGGAUCCUGGUGACUCCGAUAAAGAGAACUGGGUGCCGGGCACUCGGUCAGCGAAUAUUCGUCGCCGGAACACGUCACAUGUAUCACGGCCGGCCUUGGGCGAUACGAACCGCAAUCGCGGCCUCGGCAUCUCAAAUGGCAAACGCAAUCGGCCACCUCAAUCUCGCGCGCAGGGCAAAGCCCCGGAGAUGAGUGCGGAGGUCUCGGCUUUCAUGGCUGGGGGCUCGGGCGAUACUCAAGAAGAUGAUCUUGACUGUGUCCAGGGUCUGUUGUCGUUGAGCCAAGGGGCCUGGCGAUAA
This is a messenger RNA of Penicillium olsonii, 1707 nucleotides long. Lineage: Eukaryota; Fungi; Ascomycota; Eurotiomycetes; Eurotiales; Aspergillaceae. The record is from the annotation of a GenBank genome assembly.